AUGGGUCAACACGCAGGGAAAGAAGACGGUGUCAACCACUCGCUAACUGCUGAUACCGACACGAACAGGACCAACUCCGUGACGAAGUGGAACCAAGUCAGCGUCAGGUGCGCCAAGCAGCUGCAGAACUACUCAUGCACGCCCCCUGACGGCAGGAAGAAGAAGCGCCACAAGAUGUGCCGCAGCCUGAGCGAGGAUGACGCCCGGACCAGAGAAACGCCCCCGCCGUCACCCGGGCUACUCGCUAAGAAUAUCCUGAACGUUCUGAUCACGACCACCGACAUCGACAGAGAGAACCGUUCGAACGGCUGUGUGCAAAGUCGGGACUCACAGAGCGACCAGGAAAAUGUUCCUCAUGACGUCAUUCCGAACAACAGAUCGUCUGAAAAUGACGUCAACGUCGAGAACAACAAAAACAACGCGAUGGACGCACAAGAAGGACACAAGAGCGCAGCGACAUGUAGUGAAACUUGUAGUGACGGACAUUCAUCACAGCAUCCAAACGCAACAACUGAUCAGAAUGCCAGGUUAAAGGAAAAUCAGAAAAAUGAAGACAAGGACAAAACGGAAGACAACAAAGAAAAUCAGGCAAACUCAACCAAGAAGGAAGGCUUCGUACAACUUUCAGGACAUGAUGGUGCGUUUGCCCAGGGCGCCCAGAACACGAUCCUGAAGCUCCAGACGAAGGACGGCGACACGGAGGCGCGAGUGUACGAGAGGCUGAUGCAGGACGGGUGCCGGGAAGUCGUGCCUGCCUACUACGGAGAGGUUUAUAAGGACGACAAGUACUACAUCGAGCUGGAGAACCUGCUCACGCACUUUGUAGGGGACGUGGCCGUCAUGGAUGUCAAAGUUGGGAACAGAACGUUUGCAGAAAAGGAAGCCAUCAACCCGAAGUUACGGCCGGAUCUGUACCAGAAAAUGGUCAAAGUGAACCCAAAGGCGGCCACAGAAGAAGAGCAAAAGAAACAAGCCAUCACCAAAGUCAGAUACAUGACGUUCAGAGAAAAGGAGAGUUCGACAUCGGCGUUUUCAUUCAGGGUAGAGGCUUCGAAGGUACCGGGAGGAAAGACCAACAAGGACCUUAAGACGGUACGAACUUGGGAGCAGGUCUUGAAGACGCUGGGAAAAUUCUUCAAGGGUCACCCCGCAGCGCGAGACAAGAUUGUGGAGAGACUUCAGCACAUCAGGGAAAAAUUCGCCGCCUCCGACUUCUUCCAGAGGCACGAGAUUGUAGGCAGCUCCAUUCUGAUGUUGUAUGACGUGGAAGACAACGCGGGCGCUUGGAUGAUAGACUUCGCAAAGACCGCGGCGUUACCAGAUGACGUCAGCGUGACGCAUGCGGUACCCUGGGAGCUGGGGAAUCACGAGGACGGCUAUCUCACAGGGCUGGACAAUCUCAUCAAGGCAGUAAAAUCGUGCGUAGUGACAACACUAGAGGAAGAAGAAGAAAAGGUUCACUUUGUCUGACGCACUUACUUCAUCCACUCACCUCAUUGGUCAGAAUUAAUCAUGUGACUUGCAUAACACUCUGUCAUUGGUCAACCUUAGUUUGAGAAUCAGCUGGAAUAUGGACCAUGCAGUUGGACAAUAGAAUGAGUUAAUUAUGCAUAUCAAGCUUCUAGUAUCUGAUUGGUCAAUGAUUAACAUGUGACUAAAAGUUGGUCUCAUUGGUCCACCAUACUUUCAAAAUCAAGAGACAGCGUACCAUGCAGUUGCACAAUAGACAGUAAAUUUAGUCAAAGCUUGCAUGUACCUCAAUUUAAAUUCGGUUCUCAAGUACAAAUUCUGGAUUUAAGUGUUACGCCACUGGGUCCUUGUACAGCAUAUUCAGAUACUAUUAGAUGCUCUAGAGCUUACUCUGAAAUGACCUUCCGUAGACAACCAUUGACGAGUAAAUGCACUUAGCCAACAUCCGUUUUUGUACCAAAACUUCCAAAAGCCUAUAGUGCCAAGUGCUUAAGCAUAAUAUACAGAUAUCAUUACAUACUUUAUAGAGGUAAUUUUGAAAUGACCUUUUGGUAAAUCACUGACGAGCCAAAGCACUUUGCCUGUAUCACUUAACCCUUUGAUAAGAGUUGCCAUUAGCUAAUGUAACGAAAUGGAAAAAGUAAUUUGGACUAAUGCGGAACAUUACAACAGAAACCUAGAGAAGUAAUCUUUUAGUCGCGACAACAGCAUAUGUACAAAGAGGGUAAUAAUGGAAUUGCGCAUGUAAAUUUGUACAUAAGUGCUUUUAGGACAGAUGCAUUUUCACAAUACAAUCACAAGGUUCAGUGCAAACCAUUUGUU
Molecule: messenger RNA, 2292 nt
Organism: Branchiostoma floridae (Florida lancelet)
Lineage: Eukaryota; Metazoa; Chordata; Leptocardii; Amphioxiformes; Branchiostomatidae
Product: inositol-trisphosphate 3-kinase A-like
Exons: 10
Coding region: 1-1470 (489 amino acids)
Biological process (GO): inositol phosphate biosynthetic process
Cellular component (GO): cytoplasm; nucleus
Molecular function (GO): inositol tetrakisphosphate kinase activity; inositol-1,4,5-trisphosphate 3-kinase activity
Source: RefSeq, a predicted model, not a curated record